Messenger RNA from Colius striatus (speckled mousebird), 1002 nucleotides. RefSeq names its product G protein-coupled receptor 55 (gene GPR55). Gene Ontology annotation, cellular component: membrane. Gene Ontology annotation, biological process: positive regulation of Rho protein signal transduction; phospholipase C-activating G protein-coupled receptor signaling pathway. The transcript has 2 exons. The coding region runs from base 76 to 1002 and encodes 308 amino acids. The record is from RefSeq and is a predicted model, not a curated record. Gene Ontology annotation, molecular function: G protein-coupled receptor activity. Lineage: Eukaryota; Metazoa; Chordata; Aves; Coliiformes; Coliidae.
GUACUUGGAAAAUACUGGAAUCACCCACCAAAGAAUCUGUUUGCACGCAUCCAAAAACCAACUCAGCAGGGACCAAUGACCAACAGCAGUGUGGAAUGCAAUUUUACAGACAUCGACAGAUUAGCAAAGACCCUGCAGCUGGGGAUCUCCAUCCCCACCUUCAUUAUUGGGCUGCUCCUCAACGCCCUGGCUCUCUCCAUAUUCUGCUGCUUUUGGAAGAAGCAGACUAAAACCUCCGUUUACAUGAUCAAUCUCGCGCUUGCAGAUAUCUUGCUGCUUCUCUCACUCCCACUCAAGCUGUACUACUCUGUCAGAGAAGCACCCGGGCUCAUGUGCUCAUUCAUACAUACUUUCUAUUUUGUCAACACAUAUGGCAGCAUCUUCAUCAUUGUCUGCAUUACUGUUGACAGGUAUCUCUGCAUAAGGCAUCCAUUUGAAGGUCGAGCUAAGCAAUCUCCCAAAUGGGCCAUCCUGAUUUGCUGCUUCAUCUGGGUAGUGACCUGGCUUUGCAGCAGCCCAAUGUACAUGUUUCAUGAAAAAGAUGCUUUUAAAUGCUUUUACAACAUGUCAGAAGAACAGGUGUGGAGCGUUCCCCUCAUUGUUUCUCUGGAAGUCUUUGGAUUCCUGAUCCCACUCGCAGUGAUGGUUUUCUGUUCUGCCCAAAACAUCUGGAUUCUUCUGAAUCACAAAAGUCAAGCUAAAGAGAAGGUAGAAGGUGGUAGCUCCUUACGAGUCAUUAUCAACCUUGUGGUGUUUUUGGUGUGUUUCACACCUUUCCAUCUUGCAAUCUGCCUACAGUGCCUGGUGAGACAGCACGUGAUAGUGGACUGCAGUCUGAAACUACCCAUCAGUCUCUUCAUUCAGGUGUCAAUGACAUUAGCCAACCUGAACUGCUGCCUGGAUGCCAUCUUUUAUUACUUUGCUGCAAAAGAAUUUCGUGAGAAAACACACCUGAAAAAAGCUGUUGAACUAUGUCCCGUCUUUAAGCCUUGUGCUACAUGA